Candida dubliniensis CD36 is the source of this 1716-nucleotide messenger RNA. RefSeq names its product Hcm1p (gene HCM1). The transcript has a single exon. Lineage: Eukaryota; Fungi; Ascomycota; Pichiomycetes; Serinales; Debaryomycetaceae. The record is from RefSeq and is a predicted model, not a curated record. Gene Ontology annotation, molecular function: RNA polymerase II cis-regulatory region sequence-specific DNA binding; DNA-binding transcription factor activity, RNA polymerase II-specific. The coding region runs from base 1 to 1716 and encodes 571 amino acids. Gene Ontology annotation, biological process: regulation of transcription by RNA polymerase II.
AUGUCUACUGUGAUGGAUAAACUUACAUCAAGACAACCAUUAAAGGAUUCUUCUAAUUAUAAGAAUAAUUCAGAAAUGACGCCUUCCAAAUCGCGGUCACAAUUAUCGGUAGCACUUCCAAUUACUCAGAACACGCCACCUGAAAGCAUAUCAGCCAUCAGAAGACCUGAGACAAACCUAUUCGAGACCCCUACAAGACUUUAUAAUAUAGAUACUACUUCAUUGGUGGGCGAGUCUCAACAUUUAAUAAUGCAGUCAUCCUAUUUAUCUCCGGCUUUUUCGUCGCCAACCCAAAAGCAUACUCAAGAACAAAAUUCAGAGAAAUUAACUAGUUCUCCUAUAAGAAAGUCUUUGGAAACCAAGAAGCUGAAAUCAAAAGCAAAGUCAAAUACUUCUCCUGCUAAUACUGGUAGGUCCUUUAACUUGCAAUCAGAGGACAAACCCCCUUACUCAUAUGCAACUUUGAUCGGUAUUUCAAUAUUAUCUCACCCUGAAAAAAAGUUGACCUUAUCUCAUAUAUAUCAAUGGAUAUCGGAUACUUUUAAAUACUAUAAGAAAGGAGACGUUGGGUGGCAGAAUUCUAUAAGACACAACUUGUCGUUGAACAAAGCAUUUAUCAAGGGUGAGAAAUCUAAGGAUGGAAAAGGACAUUUCUGGUGUAUCAAGCCAGGAUGUGAGGAGCAAUUUUUGAAAAGCAGGAGUGUGAAGAAAAGCUCCUAUCAAGAAGUCAUGGACCAGAUCAAUCAUGCUUCCAAAAUAAAUGCUGAAGCUGCUGCAAGAGCGGCAGAAGAAAAAGCUGCUAAAGAAGCAACUGAGUCAAAGUUGAACAGCAAUUAUGGUCGUACAAACCUUGCAUCAUCUCCUAACUACCCCAAGCUGAAAAGGAAAUUAGAAUGUGAUGACGAAGAUGAUGACUUUGAGUAUGAUGAAGAAGAUGUCACUGUGAUUGAUCCGCCAAUGAAAAAACAGAAAGUAGCUACAUUGGGUGAACCUUGGCAGUCAAGUCCCCCUAUCAAAUCAACCAGUUCAAAUGACACAAGUGACACUGUUAAUGUGGCUGCAUCCAGUAGUGAAAGUAAAGUCAAUGCUGUGAUUACUACAACACCGAAAACAACUUCAACACCAAGAUUUGUCAUUGAUUCACCAAAUAGGCCAAUUCUUGCAGGAAAAAACCUUACAUACACUUCUUCAUUCAGUUGCAGCUCAAAUUUUGAACUUUCUCCAGUAAGACCACUUGAAACUGGUCCUCUUUUGGAACCCUUAACACCUGCAAAUAACAUUUAUCGGACUUUCCAAACUCAACAACAGCAACUGUUGCUGCUGCUGCAUGUGAUACUCCGGUCACGUACACCCAAAUCAACUAUUGUCAAAACACCAAUUAGAAACAUUCGUACUCCCCAAACUAGUUCUAUUGUUAGGAAGCUUUGGAAUUCUCCUUCAUACUUAGAUGAUUUUUAUUAUAGCCCGUUGAUUAAUAAUCUGAUUAAUCUAUUAGCGGUUUCAUCUAAUUCAAAACUAUCGACUAUUCAAGGAAGUUUUCUGUCGUAUGAUGAUGAUGAUAUGGUUUCAAGAAACUUCGAAAACCCUCAUGUCCACUCAUCGCCAAUAUUAGGUGUUUCAUCAGAUCGUGUUAUUGUUGUUGAUGAUAAAGAAGAAAGAAAGAAUUUGCUCCAGGAUUUAAAGAAUGUGGAGAAUAGUAGCAAAUCAAAGAGUUGA